Messenger RNA from Phaeodactylum tricornutum CCAP 1055/1, 762 nucleotides. It is a transcript of the gene TRD5, whose product is annotated as TRD5. The record is from RefSeq and is a predicted model, not a curated record. Lineage: Eukaryota; Bacillariophyta; Bacillariophyceae; Surirellales; Neidiaceae. The annotation marks the transcript as partial. The transcript has 3 exons.
GGGUUCUCCGACGGAGAAGAGGACGGUUGCACUGACGGAACAGUCGAAGGCAAUGCGCUAGGACUGUUUGAUGGCAGCAAGCUCGGCUGCGCCGACGGGACAGCCGUUGGGUUUCCGCUGGGUGUGGAAGAGGGAAUGCUACUCGGCCUGGCACUCGGCAACUCGGACGGGACUGCUGAGGGAUCUCUUGAGGGUAGUAAGGAUGGACUCGCAGAGGGAAUGGCAGAAGGAGCUGAAGACGGUUGCACUGACGGAACAGUCGAAGGCAAUGCGCUAGGACUGUUUGAUGGCAGCAAGCUCGGCUGCGCCGACGGGACAGCCGUUGGGUUUCCGCUGGGUGUGGAAGAGGGAAUGCUACUCGGCCUGGCACUCGGCAACUCGGACGGGACUGCUGAGGGAUCUCGUGAGGGUAGUAAGGAUGGACUCGCAGAGGGAAUGGCAGAAGGAGCUGAAGACGGUUGCACUGACGGAACAGUCGAAGGCAAUGCGCUAGGACUGUUUGAUGGCAGCAAGCUCGGCUGCGCCGACGGGACAGCCGUUGGGUUUCCGCUGGGUGUGGAAGAGGGAAUGCUACUCGGCCUGGCACUCGGCAACUCGGACGGGACUGCUGAGGGAUCUCGUGAGGGCAAUAACGUUGGCAGUGCUGAAGGCAAGAGACUAGGAAGCGAGGAAGGAAGUAGACUCGGUUCCUCGGAAGGUUUCCAGGUAGGAUCGGUUGAUGGGUUUUUUGAAGGCGAGAUCGACGGCAACCUUGUGGGGUAA